UUCCGGAAAGUACGUCACUCUGGCCAUAGAGCCUCGAUUCAAUUUUUCAUGUAUCUGACAUCAGUUAAAGUCCGCGUCUCAAUCACGAAAGCGAGGCUCUAUAGCCAAGAUGACGUACUUUCCGGUAUUAAAAAAACAUGGACUGUGACGUGACGGGAAAAUCCCACAGAGACUAGUAAACCUGCUUAGACUUGAAACUGUAAAUAUCAGUCUUAUUUUGGCGCUAAUAAGAUACGCAGUUAUUAUAGGGAGAAGUAUACAGGAUAUCUUACUGUAUCAAAGGAAACGAGGUUCUGUCUGUUAGUCGUAUCUUGGCACUGUCUGUAUGUAUGAGAAUACACGACUAUUAUAAAAGGGAACUGAUUGAUAUCAAGAGGAAUAAAUAUGGCGGAAUGCAAGGAAAUCGAAGUCUACAUGCCACCAGAUUUAAAUAAACGUUUGGAAGAAGAACAAGAUACGCUUGAAAGAUAUUUUAACCGGCCAGGACAAUACCCAAUCUUGAAUAAAAACAAUGAGCCAUGUUUUGAGCACGAAGUGAGAUUAAAUGGAGACAGAAUUUAUAAGCUUCGUGUUUAUGUGAAUAGCCAGUAUCCUCAUUGUUUACCAGACCUGGUCGUGUGUGAAUCACCGGAGCCGAUGCCUAAUUGGGGUGUAAAUCAUGAUACUCAUACUUGGCCACCUAAAUACGGAUUUCUACAUAUCUGUCACUGGCAUUUGGUUGCUUGGACACGAGAGAACAUGAUUUACCAGGUAGCAUAAACAGCAUAGUUUUACAUAUUAAGUUAAAAUUAAAGAUAUUGACACCGGAAUGUCUGUCGGGAAACAAUAAGGAAGACUUCAUGUUUUUAUAUGAGAUAUGUGAGUACUUGUGGUCGUUGUGGAGUCAAUGGAGUGUUCAAAUGUAUUUCUGAAUGUUCCAACAGCGACUUGAACAAAGGUAUAAGCGUUCUGAUGAAUGUGUUACUGAGAUGCCCAAUUCAGAGACACUCUCACAUGCGUAUAUUCAACGAGGGAUAUCCCCAAUCCAUAUAUGAUGAGCAUAAGACGAUAAAAACUGAUCCAGCCAUGAAUGAUAUACUGGGUUCAGCAGUGCAUGUAUAGGAAUAGUACAACUACCGGUGUUCACAUGGAAACAAAUUUCUUGCUAAAAAAUGUCUGAGCUUCAAAAAACAAUGAUUAUAUAGUAUUUUUCAUAUUUUUUUUAUAGGUUUUCAACAAAGGAGAAGAGUGGCUUGAAGCCUACGAGAAAUAUCUGGUAACAAAGGAACUGUCACUGGAUUUAAAACCGAUGAAACUCACUGAAGAAGAACAAGUAAUAGCACAAAGAUUAGACCAACAACAACAAUUCGUACAAUUACAAAAAUGCGCAGCUUUCGCUAUGUCUCAGUUAGACCCUAACUUUCUGAUGAUGCUACAUCGCUGGCUCAUGUCGGAAAUAACUGGAGAUAAUUUGCAAAUAUUCCCCAUAUCGUCGCCUAUAACUGAUGAAAGAAUAAGAAAUACGCACAGACGAUUGCUACGUGCCGAAUCUGCUACACAAAGAGUAAAUGAAGAUGAAAUUAUGUUAGCUGAGUGGUCGAAGUUGCGAUGUGCAAUCGUUGAAUACUGAUAAAGCAGUUUGGCCAACCUGGUUGCUUGUACUCUUAAAGUUUCUUUCACACAGACAACACAGACUGAUGAUGGAAAGCCUCAACGUGCAGUCGAUACAAUCUAGCUAACAAAAUAACCGAAAUAGUUUUCUCUAGCUUUUAUAAUGUAUAAUUUAAUACUUUUACUACAAAAUAAGGUUUACGAGUUGAACUCCUUCGUUAUAUGUGGGUAUUGCACAAAUGAUGAUUAAAUUAAUUUAACUUGGUGCAUAAAUUUUAACAUUUGCUGUUGUAUCUAUAAAUAAAAACGGUGUAAAAUAUAAAAUUAUAUAUAAUAAAUUAAUCUGUACAAUUACAAUUAAAAUAUUAAAUUACUGAAAGUGUAAAUAUUUGACAGUGCAAGUCGGACUGACAAUUAGUCUGUGCAUGUAUCUAUGCAUGUGCUGCGGUUCUGCGCGAAUAGUUCAGUCGUCUUGAUGGAUGAUCCGUCUAUGAGAAUGAGUACUAUAUGAAUAUGCGUUAUCAGCCAUCAGGGAAAUUGUAGGCGUGAAAUGUUCCCAUGAUCAUUGGUAAUAUAUAUCUUACUCUAGCUUAGUGUUAUAUUUAAACUACGAUGGAUUAUCCAUCACUCAUCAGUGUGGUUCAUUUCAGGCCUAAUCUUCUGUCUUUCUGAUUAAUUUUAGCCAUACGACGUUCAUAUUUUGCCUGAUGACGUUCUUCUUCCUGAAGUUCUUCUUCCGUUGGCUCCAUCGCCGACAAAAGUUCGUUCAUAGGUUUACCAGUCGCAAGAUGCUCUUCGUACGCUUCUAGCCAUUGCUCGCCUUUCUCAAAAACCUCAUACAGCAUAUUUUCCCGCGUCCAACACAAUGGGUGAUAAAAGCAAAUCUGUAAAAGUCCAUGUUUUUGUGACCAAGUAUGAGUCGUAUGUGUUCCUUGCCAUUCUGAAGAUUUGGGCAUCGGUUUUGGCGAAGCACAUACAACUAAAUCGGGCAGUUGUUCGGGAUAAUUUUCCCCUACCAAAAUUCGUAAUCUGUAGACAUUAUUCCAGCUCGUCUUUAUGUUUCGUUCGAAUAAAGCCAUGCCGUAUCUCCAAUUCCACGCGAAUUUUUCCCCAUUGUAGUAAUUUUCAAGCCAGUUUCGCUCAUGUUUUAAUCGUGCCCGUAAGAAUUUAUUAUCCGCCAUUAUUCUUUAACAUAAGUUAACAACACGAGUACACGACGUUCAUACUUCG
Messenger RNA from Paramuricea clavata, 2820 nucleotides. Lineage: Eukaryota; Metazoa; Cnidaria; Anthozoa; Malacalcyonacea; Plexauridae. The record is from the annotation of a GenBank genome assembly.